AUGUCUAUUCAACAUCAACGCUUCUUUCUUUCUAUCUAUCUAUCUAUCUAUCUAUCUAUCUAUCUAUCUAUCUCAGUCUGUUCAUAUCUAUCUAUCUAUCUAUCUAUAAUCUGUUUAUAUCUAUCUGUCUCAGUCUGUUCAUAUCUAUCUAUCUAUCUCAGUCAGUUCAUAUCUAAGUUUGUUCAUAUCUAUCUAUCUAUCUAUAGUCUGUUUAUAUCUAUUUCAGUCUGUUCAUAUCUAUCUAUCUAUGUAUUCUAUUUAUCUAUCUAUCUCAGUCUGUUCAUAUCUAAGUUUAUUCAUAUCUGUCUAUCUCUGUUCAUAUCUAUCUAUCUAUCUAUCUAUCUAUCUAUCUAUCUAUCUAUAGUCUGUUUAUAUCUAUCUAUCUCACCUGUUCAUAUUCAUCUAUGCAUCUAUCUAUCUAUCUAUCUAUCUCAGUUUGUUCAUAUCUAUAUAUCUCAGUCUAUUCAUAUCUAUCUAUCUGACUAUAUCAGUCUGUUCAUUAUCUAUCUUAAUCUGCUCAUUAUCUAUCUAUCUAUCUAUCUAUCUAUCUCAGUCUGUUCAUAUCUAUCUGUCUAUCUUUUUCAUAAUCUGAUAUUAAUUUUUAACAUCAUUGUGCUGUCGGGUGUUGUUCUCUCUCUCUCUCUCUCUCUCUCUCUCUCUCUCUCUCUCUCUCUCUCUCUCUCUCUCUCUCUCUCUCAUUCUCUCUCUAUUUCUCUCUCUCAUUCUCUCUCUCUCUCUCUCUCUCAUUCUCUCUCUCAUUCUCUCAUUCUCUCUCUCUCUCUCUCUAAUUCUCUCUCAUUCUCUCUCUCUCAUUCUCUCUCUCUCUCUCUCUCAUUCUCUCUCUCUCUCUCUCUCUCUCUCUCUCUCUCUCUCUCUAUUUCUCAUUCCUCAUUUUCGCUGCUAUUUUUGUUUUUCUUCUUUUUUGUUUUUUUUUUUUCUCUUUCUAUCUUAUCCUUUUCUUUCUGUUUUUUGUCGUUUUUUUCUUUAUUUUCCUUUCCUUUCUUUUUUCUUUUCUUCUUUUUGAUCUUUUUAUCCCUUUGUCUUUUUUUUUACCCUUUUCUGAUUUUCUUAUUUCUUUACUUCAUUACAUUUUUCUUUCUUUCAUUUCGUCACUUGUUUAUUUUUACAUCUUUUUAUCCUUUUUUUUCUAUCGUUUUAUCUUGUUUUUUUUCUUCUUUUAUUCAUUGGUUAAUCGGCUGGUAUUUUCAUUUUUUCUUUCCUUCAUUUUUACGUUCUUUCUUCUUUUAUGUCCAUAUUCAACUUUGCUACAUAUUUCCUCUUUUUUUAUUCUAUUUCUUUCUUAAUUUCUUUCUUCGACUCUCUCUCUCUCUCUCUCUCUCUCUCAUUCUCUCCCCCCCCGAACUCUAUCUGUCUCACUCUCUAUCAUUUAUAUUUAUUCGUAUUUUUCCACUUUCAAUUUCUUUUUCAUUUCAAUCAUUCCUAUAA
Molecule: messenger RNA, 1446 nt
Organism: Acanthosepion pharaonis
Lineage: Eukaryota; Metazoa; Mollusca; Cephalopoda; Sepiida; Sepiidae
Source: the annotation of a GenBank genome assembly